UCUGGUAUUCGCGCGAUAAUCUCAAACAAAAACAUCUAAACACUCUUGACUCAACCUUUAAUUAGUAUUUCAACGCGACAAGACGCGUUUAUGAAUUUAUCAUGGUAUGUUUUUUUUUCUCUGCCAAUUUCACUGUUUUUCAAGUUUGGAUACCAAUUUGUUGGCGAAUAUCAUUUCUUGUUGUUGCAUUGGCAAUCCAUAUUGGAUGUUCCAGUCUCUACAUGUUCAUGUAGGAUUCGCUAGGCGAUUUAUACGUCUGGUUCCAUCUCAACAAAUCAUAUCGUCAAAAAAAAGUGAUCAAAAAAAAGACUUUACUUGACUAAAUAAAAUGAUACCUCAGUCUCAAUUAGAUCCUCUACCGGAUGAUCUUCCCUUCCGAUUCAUAUCGAAGACGAUUGGAAGAGGAGCAUAUGCAUCAAUCAAAAAGGCAAUACCUUUAGAUGCGCAGUCACCGGUCUUUGCUGUUAAGUUGAUUCACAAGGGUUACGCAGUUAAACAUGGCCGCAUCUCAGCGAAACAGAUUGCUAUGGAGGUGUCCUUACAUUCUCAUAUCGGCCAACACCCGAAUAUCAUUGAAUGGUUUGCGACAGGAGAAGACCACAUUUGGAGAUGGAUAGCGAUGGAGUAUGCCGAGGGAGGUGACCUCUUCGACAAGAUUGAAGCAGACGUGGGUGUCACGGAGGAUAUUGCCCAGGUCUAUUUCUAUCAACUCAUCAGUGGCGUGAGCUUCAUGCAUUCCAAGGGAGUGGCGCAUCGAGAUCUAAAGCCGGAAAACAUAUUAAUGUCAGAAAAUGGCAACUUGAAGCUGGCAGACUUCGGCAUGGCCACUAUGUUCGAAUACAAGGGCCAAAGAAAGCUCAGCACAACAAUGUGCGGUAGUCCGCCGUACGUUGCCCCGGAGGUGUUGGCGUGCGGCCGAGUAGAUAAGAAAUCUAGUGAAGUUACUAAAUACUCGGCCGAGCUGGUGGAUAUCUGGUCGUGCGGUGUCAUCCUGUUCGUCCUCCUCGUGGGAAACACGCCGUGGGAUGAGCCAACCUCGCAAAGUUGGGAAUACCUAGAGUACAAGAAGACGAAUGGUCGCAGUACAGACAGCUUAUGGGAAAGAAUACCUGCAGAGGCCCACUCACUGCUCAGGGGUAUGAUGAGUAUCGAGCCCAAAAAGCGAUUCUCGUUUGCUCAGAUACGCCAACAUCCUUGGUAUACUCGCCAUAACAAAUUUCUUGCCGCAGAUGGCCAGAUCAAUGAUCCUAUAAAUCUAGCAACGAAGAUGCUCGAGAACCUGCAUAUAGAUUUCAGUCAGCAGGCUCCCUCGUCGCAACAUGAGUCACAAUCACACGAUUCUGUGGAUACAGACGGCGGCUCAUCUCACAAGAUAUCUUCGACGCAACCAGAAACGCCAAUUAGUGAUAUUCUAUUCGACUGGGAGAGGCCAGCAAUCCGUGCCUUAGCCAUAUCGUCUACACAACCCGUCUCCCCAGCAGACGCAGCAUUACCAACGCAGUCUAGUAAAUUCUUCGAUGCUCUAGCUGAAGAACCCUCCAUGAGCCAGUUCUCGCAAACGCGCGGGGUGCUGCUCAGUCUAACACAGAACGCACAGCGUUUCAAGGAUAUCAUCCCCACGCAUUCAUUUACCCGCUUCUUCUCGCACAUGCCACCGCAGCUGCUCGUCCAGAUGCUGAGCGACGCACUACACAACCUCAACGUCCCGCUUCCGUCGGGGCCGCCAUAUGUUGGCCAGGGCGAUCACGUGUCGACCUUCAAAGUCCGGACGGUAGACGGUCGCAAGCAAGGGCUCCACGGGGAGAUCCUGGUCGACAAGUACUACCUGCCGGAGUCGCAGGAGCUGCUGGAAGUGCGGUUCGUCAAGCUCAAGGGCGACCCGCUCGAGUGGAGGCGCUUCUUCAAGAAGAUUGUGCUGCUGUGCAAGGACGGCGUGUACAAGCCGGAGGACUAGAGGGACCCGCCAGUUCAUCCAUGUAUCUGAUUCGAGGGGUUUAUAUAAAUAAUAGGACAGGAAA
Messenger RNA from Daldinia caldariorum, 2018 nucleotides. RefSeq names its product Pkinase-domain-containing protein. Bases 329 to 1954 code for a protein of 541 amino acids. Gene Ontology annotation, biological process: protein phosphorylation; mitotic G2 DNA damage checkpoint signaling. NCBI's taxonomy places the organism in Eukaryota, Fungi, Ascomycota, Sordariomycetes, Xylariales, Hypoxylaceae. The transcript has 2 exons. Gene Ontology annotation, cellular component: site of double-strand break; cytoplasm; nucleus. Gene Ontology annotation, molecular function: ATP binding; protein kinase activity. The record is from RefSeq and is a predicted model, not a curated record.